Messenger RNA from Kogia breviceps (pygmy sperm whale), 1874 nucleotides. The record is from RefSeq and is a predicted model, not a curated record. NCBI's taxonomy places the organism in Eukaryota, Metazoa, Chordata, Mammalia, Artiodactyla, Physeteridae.
GGCCGGCAGUGCGCCCCGGAACUGAGCGGCGGCGUUCGAGGCUCCUCCGACCCGCCCGCAGCCCGCGCCCGACUCGGGCGCCCCCUCCGUGCCACUCCGGGAGCGAUGCCCCCCGCCCCCCGCGCCCCCCGGGAGCGACGCGAGCAUGGAGAAGUCGAGUAGCGAGGAUUCUUCGAUCCACCGGAGUCCAUCUUUGGACAGCAAGGACUCGGACUUUGCCAAGCCGUCCACCUCGGGCCGCCCGUUCGGCCGCGGCUUCACGGCCGGCGCCUUCUACGGCACCGCGGGCUCCCGUGGCCCGAGCAGCGCCGAGGCUGGCGUGAAGACCGACAAGUACGAUGCGCCCAAAGGCAGCAAGUACGUGGUGUUUUACCUGGACCUGUCCUUUGUUCUCCUCCUAGAAUUUAAGAAGUGCAACAUGGCCAGAGGCUGCCUCUGCUGCUUGAAGUACACGAUGUUCCUCUUCAAUCUGAUAUUCUGGCUCUGUGGCUGUGGACUGCUUGGAGUGGGCAUCUGGCUCUCCGUGUCCCAAGGCAAUUUUGCCACCUUCUCCCCCAGCUUCCCAUCGCUGUCUGCAGCCAACCUCGUCAUGGCCAUAGGCACCAUCGUCAUGGUGACGGGCUUCCUCGGCUGCCUGGGGGCCAUCAAGGAGAACAGGUGCCUCCUCCUGAGUUUUUUCAUCGUCCUGUUGAUCAUCCUCCUGGCGGAGCUGAUCUUAAUUAUCCUCUUCUUUGUCUACAUGGACAAGCUCUGGCCUGAAGAGCUCGGCUCUCCAGGGUCACCGCCCCGCCCCCAGCGGGCCUCCCCCGCCCAGGAGAGCUGUGGCCAGCUGUGCCGGCCGACCUGGGAGAGCUGGGGAGCGGGGCGGCCUCCUGCUCUCCCCCGGCCUGAGUCUGCCCUCACCUGCCAGGUGAACGAGAAUGCCAGGAAGGACCUGAAGGAAGGCCUGCUGCUGUACAACUCGGAGAACAACGUGGGGCUUAAGAACGCCUGGAACAUCAUCCAGGCCGAGAUGCGGUGCUGUGGUGUCACCGACUACACAGACUGGUACCCGGUGCUGGGGGAGAACACGGUUCCCGACCGCUGCUGCAUGGAGAACUCCCAGGGCUGUGGGCGCAACAGCAGCGCCCCCGUGUGGAGGACGGGCUGCUACGAAAAGGUGAAGAUGUGGUUUGAUGACAAUAAGCACGUGCUGGGCACGGUGGGGAUGUGCGUCCUGGUCAUGCAGAUUCUGGGCAUGGCCUUCUCCAUGACCCUCUUUCAGCACAUCCACCGGACUGGGAAAAAAUAUGACGCCUGAGCGGGUCGGCCGAACGCCCCGGCCCCGCGGACACUGCGCCAGGGAAGAGGCCUUUAGCUUGUGUUGCCUGCCCGCACCCUCCAGACUGCUGACCCCUGCGCCCGCCUCCCUGGCCUGCCUUCCCCGCCGCCCGCUGCAGCCUUCUCGGCAGGCGGAGGCCAGGGAGGAGGAGGCACAGAAACCUUGGGGUGCUGGGGUGCCCGGAUUCCUGUGUAUUUGCCAAAGAAGACAGGGUGGGCGGGGGGUGUGCUCUGGGAGCCCCCCGGCACCGGUGCGCUUCUGCCCUGUCCUUCCUCCGCUGACACUUUGUCCCCGUGUGGUGUGGGGCGGGAGGCGCAGGGCUCCCUCCCCGUGGAGAGACUGCCCGGCGGAGGCCCCGGUGCCCCUGGCCGCCCGGAGAGCGGGUGCGCGGACGCGGGCGGGGCUGACCGGCUCCCGGCCGGGCCCCAGGAAACAUCUCGCCCAGGCUUUUUAUACCUUACAGUGUAACUUUUCUAUUUUAUUUUACUCUGAUUAUGAUUAUUCAGGAAUACUAUCUCUUGGAUAAGUUUAGGGUUAGCUUUCUUUUUUUUUU